AUGAUGAAAUCAAGUGUCCUGAUUCUCAUCGGCCUCAUCGCUUCGGUCUCAUUCUCCAUCGCUCAGAACAACGCUUGGAUAGGAUGCUACGCCAUCCCCUCGGAGCCUAUCUCCGGUAUAUCGAUUUCCAGUCCUAACACUUGGCAUCCGGCAGGAUGUGCUGCCGAAUGUCAAACAUUACCCGGUGCUGGAUUUUCGCCUGUCACCUACUCCUUUUAUUCACCCGCGAUCGAGAUAGGCGAACCCAUCUCUACCCAUUGUCUAUGUACCAAUUACCAACCUGACAACGAAGGAUUUGAAGGUCCAAGUGAUCCGGAAGAUUGUCGAAAUGACGAUAACUAUUCGGCGUGGCUGGUCGAUACGUCUCUCCAGUUCCAAGGCUGCUGGGCGACUUACGAUCCAUCGAUUGUAGUCCAUGACGCCUUGGUCGAUACUUUCCAACAGUGUAUCCAGGCCUGCCCAUCUUACCGAUGGAUCGCUAUCAAUCAUCCAUCCACUGGUGGUCAUCUCCGAUGUCAAUGUUCACCCUUCAAUUUCCAUGGCAGUGGAGAUGCAAUUGAAUGCGAUGAUACAGCGUCCAACUAUCUGUUCUAUACCAAUGAUGUUAGCGUUCAACCUUCCGCCAGAGCUGGAAAAAGAAGACAAGGCCAGUGA
Kwoniella botswanensis is the source of this 654-nucleotide messenger RNA. RefSeq lists its product as uncharacterized. The transcript is spliced from 3 exons. The record is from RefSeq and is a predicted model, not a curated record. Bases 1 to 654 code for a protein of 217 amino acids. NCBI's taxonomy places the organism in Eukaryota, Fungi, Basidiomycota, Tremellomycetes, Tremellales, Cryptococcaceae.